ACCAUCAGUUUCACCUGAUUCCUCCUACGCAACAUGGAGAAACUAAUCUACAGAGAUGACACGCCGUUGGACAGGCAUGAUCCCAAGACUACACUAAUAACCGAACCAUAUGAAUACCUCCAGAAGCUUCCAGGCAACAACCGGGCCAUUCGGAUCGUGUUUAUCAAGGCUUUUAAUGACCUCUACUUUGGCAUCGACAAUGAUGGGUUGAUCAAUGGCCUUAACGAAUUGGUGGAUAUGCUUCACGAUUGCUCGUUGAUUAUAGACGAUGUGGAGGACUCAUCGGAGUAUAGGAGAGGCGCUUUGGCGGCACACUUGAAGUUUGGUGUGCCUUCCACCGUCAAUUGUGUCAACUACAUGUAUUUUGUGGCAAUUGACAAGGCCAGUAAAUUGGCCCCCUUGUAUACGUCGGAUCUUCAUGAGCAAGAACUCAUCACCUUAAGAGUCAAUAAGAUCAUCACCGACGAAAUGUUAAAUUUGCAUCAUGGGCAAGGAGUGGAUAUCUACUGGAGAGAUAAUAAGCUGGAUCUCCCCCGCUUGCCCACCGAAGAAGAGUACUUGGAGAUGGUUAUGGAUAAGACGGGCGGGUUGUUGCGGAUUAUGGUGAAGGUUCUCGAGGCAUUCAAGCCGUCGAAGUCCACCAAACAUGUAGCGUUGACUAGUUUGAUUGGCAUAAUAUACCAAUUGAGAGAUGACUAUUUCAACUUGACCAGCGAUAAGUACAGCCACAUGAAGGGCGUGGUGGGAGAAGACUUGAUCGAAGGCAAGUUCUCAUUCCCGAUUCUCCAUAGUUUACGGUUCUCCAUGACAUCGCCAUUAUAUGAGUUACUUUAUAACAGAAGCGUUGAAAAGAGAAAGCUGCUGGAAAGCCAUCAUUUGAUAGCGGAAUCGAUCAAGUUCAUGACCAAUGAGUCCAAUUCCCUCGAGUACACCAACAACAAGCUCAAGGAGUGUUUGAACAUGGCCAGGAAGUUGAUUGAGACUGAUCCCACGGUCCAUAACCUGGACUCUACCUAUAUCCUUCAAAUCCUCCAUCAGCUCAGUGAUACUUAAUAAAUGCGCAUCUCAUCUAGGC
This is a messenger RNA of Yamadazyma tenuis ATCC 10573, 1075 nucleotides long. It is a transcript of the gene BTS1, whose product is annotated as farnesyltranstransferase. Lineage: Eukaryota; Fungi; Ascomycota; Pichiomycetes; Serinales; Debaryomycetaceae. Gene Ontology annotation, biological process: isoprenoid biosynthetic process. Gene Ontology annotation, molecular function: prenyltransferase activity. The record is from RefSeq and is a predicted model, not a curated record.